Magnusiomyces paraingens is the source of this 3150-nucleotide messenger RNA. RefSeq lists its product as uncharacterized. The record is from RefSeq and is a predicted model, not a curated record. Gene Ontology annotation, molecular function: protein-macromolecule adaptor activity; ubiquitin protein ligase binding. The coding region runs from base 1 to 3150 and encodes 1049 amino acids. The transcript has a single exon. Gene Ontology annotation, biological process: ubiquitin-dependent endocytosis. Gene Ontology annotation, cellular component: cytosol; plasma membrane; cytoplasm. NCBI's taxonomy places the organism in Eukaryota, Fungi, Ascomycota, Dipodascomycetes, Dipodascales, Dipodascaceae.
AUGCCACUUCUCUCUAGGUCAAGUGGUGCUGUAACUCUUUUUGACAUUCGUCUCAACAACAUUCACAAGAACGUCAUCGUUCUUCGUGGAAGCCCAGGAAAUGCCGCUUCAGUUCAUUUGACCGGAAACGUCAUUCUUGCACUCUCAGAACCGCUUUCAAUCAAAAGAAUCACGCUCAAAAUUUACGGCAAAAUCAGGCUUCAAUGGACAGAUACAAGUGCAAUCUCUAGAACAGGCGCUGCUCGUCAUUACCGAUAUGAAAACUAUGUCUACGAAAAGGAGUGGCCCAACCUCGAGCUUGCAAGCAGCAGUCUUGACUCUUCUACAACAAAUUUAAACACUUUGUCUUCAUCUAAUAACGCUAGCAGUACGGGUCUCAGUAAUAGUAAUAACAACAGUUCGAGUCUGAUCGGCUUAAACCAUUUGGGAUCGUCGUCACAUGGUAGUUCUACACCCUCAUCCACACAUACCCUUCGACAGGGAAACCAUGAGUUUCCCUUUGAAACUAUCAUUCCGGGCUCUAUCGAUGAGUCAGUUGAAGGCCUGGAAGGUGGCCAUGUCAUUUACAGAAUUGUGGCUACUAUCGAACGCGGCAGAUUCACAAAUAAUGUAACAUGCAAGCGUCACUUACGAAUCGUGCGGACACUCGGUUCCGACAUUCUCGAGCUGUCGCAAUCUGUCAGCAUCGAUAACACAUGGCCCAAGAAGAUUGAUUACUCCAUAUCCAUUCCUAAUAAAGCACUGGCUGUCGGAUCCAUUAUAAACAUUUCCAUGGAACUUUCCCCACUUCUCAAAGGCCUAAAGUUAGGCACAAUACGCAUUUUGUUAGUGGAGCAAGUAAGUUUGGCCAUUCCCUCAGGUGCACAUCAUCAGUACGAGCGCUGCGUAGUGGAGCAUGUCAUUCCUUCCCCGCCAAACGGAUUCUUGGGCUAUGAUGUCUGGUCUAUCAAUGAAACUUUUGCACUGCCUGCAAACCUUUCAAAAUGUACUCAAGACUGCAUUAUUCAUUCCAACAUUAAGGUCGGACACAAGCUCAAAUUUGCUGUCAGCUUGAAGAAUCCUGAUGGCCAUACUUCUGAACUUCGAGCAUCACUGCCUGUUUAUGUCUUCAUCUCCCCAAAUGUCCCAGUACGUGCACCAGACUCUAGUCAUACUGUUAUCUUCGACCAACAAACCUCGUCCAAUACCAACAUCCGUUCCACUGACUUGGUAGAAACAAAUGCUCCACCAAACUAUGCCGACCAUGUAUACGAUAGAUUAUGGUGCGAUAUUGCACCGACCAACUUUGAUUCUCCCAUACAUUCUGGUGCCGCAACGCCUUUACACUCCAGAUCUCGACGUAAUUCCAAUGACCAUGCGGUAAUUAGCUCAUCAUUAGCAAUGACCGCUGCUCCACAACACCUCACUGAUGCCCAUGCUCGAUCAGUUCUUGUAGACAACUUAAGACAACUUCAGAUUCAACAACAUGCCGCAACUGCCAUUUCGGACGACAGUAGUGCGCCACCACUCUUGUCCGGUGGAAACAAUAGCAAUAAUAAUAGUGGUACCAACCUUCAAGGCCUCUACGCAACCAAUAGCGGCAGUAGCGACAACAGCAAUGGUUCUUCAUCUAGCGCAAAUAACAAUGGUAUCACUAUUACCGCUCGGCAAACGCUGGACUUGUCUAGUGCAAACGAAGGAGUGAGUGCUGGGUCGGGAACCGCAGGUGGGUCACUAUCUCAAGUUAUGGCGUCCUUAGGGUCACACCGAUCCGGCGGCUCAUCAGGUACCAACACUCCCGGUGGUGGUCUCGAGUCCCACGCUCAGUCGCUUGCAUUUGCACUCAGCACCUCGGCUGAUUUUAGUCCGAUGCCACCCCAGUCGCCCGACUUUAUGCACUUGUCUCACCCAGUUUCCCCUAACCUAUCUACAGCGCCCAGCCAUGCUCAACUUGAGAUACUAUCACGGGUACCCUCUUAUCAAACUGCGAUUAACUCCGACACUCCAAUGGGUGUUGAGGAAGCUCCACUCUACGAGGACAGCAUGCGACACCUUUCCUCGUCUGGUCCUGGUCAAAGUAUCUCAGGUUUUCGGAGAUCUACCCAGUCGGCUACUAACUUGAUGAGAUCGGUUAGCAGCGGUAAUGGCACCUCUAAUUUGCGGCAAGGAGCUACUACAUCACGGUCUGCCGUCCAUCUACACGAAAUUAACGCUGCCUCUGCAAUUAACGAACCAACCAUUAUUAGCAGCUUCAACAACAACACCAACAACUCUGGCGUAACUAAUAAUACCGUUUCCGGAAAUGCCAAUUCCACUACUGGCGCCAUUCAACAACAGAAGCAAAUCCCUACGCCCGGUGGUAGUGGUACCUCUGUUGGUGGUGCGGCUCAACACCAAAUAUCUUCCGGCAACCCCGCAUUUGCCUCCGCUUCUGCAGCUUCUGCUCCCCAGCCAGUAUCAUCAUUUUCAUCAUCGUCGAGACCCUCCUCGCCGGCUGUGCUCACACUCCCACCGGUGUCCUUGACUCCACCACCUCCAGCGAUUCUCCAUCAACCUCAGUCGAGCCGCCGAAUAGCCCCAAUUGUUACUAACAACAACAUCAACAAUUCUUCACGGACCCGCAGUCACAGCAUGGGCUCCGUGUCCUCACCCUCUGGUGGAAUUAUGUCUGUAUCGAGUGGCAUGGCGUCUGUGCCGCCUACGCUAGUUGAAAACGAAAUCAGUCAUACUUUUUUCCCACCGUCUACUCCAAGCAGUCCUUCGGGUCCGGCACCUAUAUCUUCAUCUGCAUCAAGUAACAGCGCUUCCUCUUCAUUUAGUUCUUUUAUGCGAACUCGCAACGCGUCUUUUAGCACUACCCCAGGAAUCGCCCCAGGCUCAAUGGCUGGUAAUGGAAACGCCGCCUGCUUUUCAGUCACACCAGGCGUAAGCUCCGGCACCACUUCAUCGCUUUCUGGUACGGCCGGGGUUUCUGGUAAUAGCAGCCGUUAUCGUGUGCGCUCUGGCCAGUCUUCUGCAACAGUCAGCGGAUCAUCGACCCCUUUAUUUUCUAGCUCGAGCCGCUCUAACAGUACCCGAUAUUUGUUAGAAGAAGCUACCAAGUUUUUACACUUAGGAAAACUUUCGCCGUCAUCGGCUCCUGCAUCGUCAACUGGUAAUUCACAGCCUUAA